AUGAGCAACUUCAACGAAUUCUCCGAAAGAUUCUCGUUUGGUGAAAACAAACAGAAACCGAGCACGGGAUACGAAUACCGCCCGUUCGAACAACAAAAAAGCUUCCCCCAUGGCCUCUACAACACCCAUUCGACGCCCAGCGACAACAAUGCUUUUGAGAAUCUGAAUACGGAAUCAGCCCCACAAGAGUUUGAACAACCGAACCAUGCGAAACAACAACUCGACGCCCAAUCUCAACAAACCUAUUUCUACACAAACAGUUGGAACGAAAAGCCGACAGCCUACAGAGACACCAACAUGUAUGAAGAGGAAAAUAAUUACAACCAGCAGGAGUCAGUAGACCAAAAAUACGAUCCCACAAGAAAAGAAGAGGUCAACAAGAAGAGAGACACGUUUUUUGAGCCGACCGAGGACAAAAAAUACGAUCCCACAAAUACAAUGUACCAUAAAAAUAAUGAGCAAGAGUACAUUCCUCAACGGAGUUACAAUAACGACCAGGAGAAGAGUUACAGCGAACCAAAAUAUAAACUCAAUGGUUAUAAAUACGGAAAUCCUUUCACCGGCGGGCUUGACGCCCGGAAUUUUGUGGUGGAUAACAACAACAAUCAGUUAGAGGGGGAAGAAGAUGAGCCUUAA
Molecule: messenger RNA, 636 nt
Organism: Striga asiatica
Lineage: Eukaryota; Viridiplantae; Streptophyta; Magnoliopsida; Lamiales; Orobanchaceae
Source: the annotation of a GenBank genome assembly